AAGUUUUAUAAGUUGGUUUUGUAGAUGAAUAUAUUUUACCUUUUGUUUGUUCUUAGUAUUGCUGGUUUGUGGGCAGGAUAGAGAGGAAUUUUGAUGGGUCAGCUCAUUAUGUCUAUGAACAUCAGAACUGUUUAAGAUGUUCAUGCAUCUGCUGAGAGGAACUGGUUGUGCACUAAAGAACUACAGCCAAUUAGUUAUCUGAUGGUGGAUUUAUUAGCGUUUGUUGAGAGAACACUGGAACAUUGGAAAUAUGUUUGCUGCAUAAAACCACAGUCCUGUUUGGGCUUUAAAGCAGCAUUUCAAAAAUUACAUGCACAGGGGAUUGUUCAAAGCUAUAAUGGGGAAAAUGUCCCAGAUGGUGGCUUUAAUCUUGAGAUGUUGUCAGACAGAGCUUCAGAGAUUGCCCUAAUCACCUCUUCCUCUUAUUUUUCUAGGCUACAGAAAUGGCAUAGACUUUCAUCUCUAAAUGAGCUAAACUAAGACUUGUUGAUGUUGAAAAGAUGUUGGAUGUUGGGAAAUGGCCAAUAUUUGCUCUCCGCUCUCAAGAGGAGUUGAAGUUAAUUCGCCAGGCCUGUGUAUUUGGCAGUGCAGGCAAUGAAGUACUUUAUGCAACUGAAAAUGAUGAGGUUUUUGCGCUUGGCACUAACUGCAGUGGUUGUUUGGGAAUCGGUGACACACAGAGCAGCAUUGAACCUCGAAGGUUAGAUACUUUAUGUGGCAAAAAACUAGCCUGCCUCAGCUAUGGAAGUGGCCCCCAUGUUGUUGCUGCUACCACUGAAGGAGAAGUAUAUACGUGGGGACAUAAUGCUUAUAGUCAACUGGGAAAUGGAACAACCAACCAUGGUUUAGUUCCUUGCCAAAUCUCCACCAACUUGUUAAACAAAAAAGUGAUUGAAGUUGCCUGUGGCUCACAUCAUUCAAUGGUUUUAACAUCUGAUGGAGAGGUUUAUACAUGGGGCUACAACAAUUCGGGGCAAGUUGGAUCUGGCUCAACAGCCAACCAGCCAAUUCCACGGAGAGUCACCAGCUGCUUACAAAGCAAGAUUGCAAUUAACAUUGCUUGUGGCCAGAUGUGCUCAAUGGCAGUGGUAGAAAAUGGGGAGGUUUACGUCUGGGGAUAUAAUGGCAACGGUCAGCUUGGAUUGGGCAAUAGCGGCAAUCAACCAACACCUUGCAGAAUAGCAGCUCUGCAAGGCAUCCGUGUGCAGCGGGUUGCCUGUGGCUAUGCACAUACCUUAGUGCUAACGGACGAAGGUCAGCUGUAUGCCUGGGGAGCAAAUUCCUAUGGCCAGUUAGGCACUGGGAAUAGAGGGAACCAGUCCUACCCUGCACCUGUUCCUGUGGAUAAAGACAGAGUCGUAGAGAUUGCUGCAUGUCACUCCGCUCACACUUCUGCUGCUAAAACCCAGGGUGGCCAAGUAUACAUGUGGGGUCAGUGCCGGGGACAGUCUCUCACUCUGCCGCAUCUCACCCACUUUGUCUGCACGGAUGAUGUCUUUGCUUGUUUUGCUACUCCUGCAGUGACUUGGCGUCUCCUCUCAGUGGAGGCUGACGACCACUUAACAGUAGCUCAGUCGAUAAAGAAGGAAUUUGACAGUCCAGAUAAUGCAGAUGUGAGAUUUCAAGUGGAUGGAAAAUACAUUCAUGUUCAUAAAGUCCUUCUCAAAAUUAGGUGUGAGCACUUCCGUUCAGUACUAAACAACAACAAUGAUGAAAUUAUAGAAAUAAGUGAAUUCUCAUAUCCCGUUUACCGAGCCUUUCUGGAAUACCUGUACACGGACAGCAUCAGUCUUCCUCCUGAAGAUGCAGUAGGCCUGCUGGACCUCGCAACCUUCUACCGAGAAAAUAGACUGAAAAGGCUUUGCCAGCAAACAAUCAAGCAGGGAAUUUCCGAGGAGAAUGCAAUCGCCCUUCUUUCUGCCGCAGUCAAGUAUGAAGCAAAGGAAUUAGAGGAAUUUUGCUUUCGGUUUUGCAUAAACCACUUGACUGUAGUUACUCAGACAUCAGGCUUUGCAGAAAUGGACCAUGACCUUCUGAAGAACUUCAUUAGCAAAGCCAGCCAAGUGGGAGCGUUUAAAAACUGAAGGAAGGGCAGUUGCAGAAAAUCAAGGUAUUUUCACAAGGGAUACUCAUGAAGUAAGUGCUGGAAAAAGAGUACAACUCAUGAAUGUAGUUUGGCUCGCAAAACAUAGCCACUAACUUCAUGGAGCAAAAAUGGCUGCGGGACUCUCAUAGCCACUCCCCCACCCCCGGGAUAUUGUUGCGUCUUCCUUUAUGUCACUUGUUCAGCUUUGAAAAACCUUGCAGAAAUGCUGUUUGGCAGCAUUCAGGAAUCAGUGUGCUGCCCUAGUAAGGGAAAACUCCCCCUCUGAGUGCUCUUAGGUCGGAAACCUAGGAAAGGACACAGUACCCCUCUCGUCUAUUCACUUCACUAUGUUCUACUGUUUGCCACCUCUUGGCUUUAGCUUGGGCAUGGACAGACUUAAUGUCCUCUUCAGUUUGAGGGACUAAGUAACCUAUGCUUGUGUUCCAAACAUGUAUUGUAGAAUUCAGUGGAAUUCUCUAAAAUUGUAUCUGAACUAUUUGCCGAACCCUUCAGAGCAACACACUAUCCUAAGUGAAAUUCAAAUGGUGUCACUCAUCAGUCUCUCCGCUGCAACAAUGGGGCAAGCUUUUGUGGGCUUUUGACAGGGAAUUAAAUUACUCCCUCGUUUAAGUCUAGGCUAGUUUUCAGAAAUCUAAACCCACUUAAAAGCAAGUGCCAUAAAAGCUCCAGCUUUUAUCAGCCGUCUACAAAAGUGACUGCAGUGGCAAAUAACCUCAUGACCGGGAUUGAGAUGCGCUCAGCAACCAGAACCUACAGUAUUUUUUCUGCAGGUUGCUUUACUUUUUAAAACAAACAAGCAGCAACUGGUGUUUUCCUCAUUUGCAGGUAAAUUUGGUUAUUAUACCAGCCUCUGCUGUGGUUGUCAUUUCUAGGCUGUCACUAUAAUCCUCAGAGGCAAGAGGAGCAGGGAGCAGCAUCGCAAAGCUCUUUUGUACUCCAAGCUACAAAGUCAUCUUUCAGUGAGUGCCUUUUGCAGCAGAAAUUACUUCUCUGCUUCCAUCUACCCAAGGGCGGGUGGUGGAGGACAGAUAAACAGUUUACAUUAAUAUGUCAGAACAUCAAUAAAAGAAGGAGGGGCAGUGGAGCUGCUCUAUGGGAAAGAGGUUGGCUGGGGGAGAAAACGAGUGGAUUUUUGAAGAGAUUGUGUUCACUUACCUUUUUUAACUCUGGUUUUAAAUUCUGCCCACCUGUAUAAAUUAUGUAUAAUUUAUUCUGCAGAUCUUGGGGGGCACUGAGCUCUUCCCCUUAACUACUAAACUUUGCUUAACUCUUCUUCCUCCACUCCCACUUCUACGGCUUCAGAUAUCUAAAUUUAACCUUCUCUAGUCACACACUCUUACAGGGAAAUCUCAACAGGAGCUAGUUCCUUCACUGUUAAAACUGGUAGAAAAUACUCAAGUGUGUUUGACUAAGGUGUAUUUUUAGAACUAGUCUUCUAAAUCUCUUCCAUGUAUGUGGGGACUUGAAAACUGCUUCAAAUUCUGAUACAUAUCUGUGCAUAUGUUAGGUCAGAGAAAAGCCACAGUACUGUUUUGUCUUUGUCACCAAAGUGAAAUGGGGUGCAAAGAAAAAUGGGGAAGAAAAUUGGUGUUUCUAGUCUAUAAGGUAAAUUAUAAGAGCUUUUAAACUUCCCAUUGGUAGAAAGUACAACUGGUAUUGACCUGAAAAGUAGAUUUGUAAGGGUGUCAUGCUGUCACUGGGUUGGGGGGAGUUGCCCUGGUGAGGAAGGCAGGAGCGAUAAGCUCUUCCCACAGUGGGUGUCCCCCCAGACUCACCAAGCUCAAGUUCUGCUGGCUGUAGAAGGAGCAAAACGGGAGCAAAGCUCAGGCAAGAGCAGGAAACGGGGGGCACCCACUUCUUGAAGAGCUUAUUGCUCCUGACUUCCUCACCAGGACAACUCCACCCAACCCAGUGACAGCAUGACACAAGUGUUACUGCCAAGUAAACCUUGUGUAAGAUAAAGCUAUAAAAGUUGCUUAUUUAAUCCUUAUUGCUGAAAAUCAGCAUCCUUGUGGGCCAUUCAAACCAAAUUAAGGAGUUUUUGCAUGAUACUGUGGCUGUACUCCUGUGAUCCUUGGAAAGACGUCCCGUGGCCACAGAAUGCAUCAGCUCUCCCUUUCUGAGGAUGAAGAGAUCCUUCUGCCACAACUGCCCUGACCAGACCAACCUUGGAGAUCCAGUGUCUCUAGGGCCAAAAAGGGACCUGCUGGCUGGCCAGCAACCAUGGGAAAGUGACCCAAAGGAGCUAGUGCAUUUGCUGUCCCUGCCCAUGUCCACCAGCUGAGUGCUCCUCCACCCUCAUUUCCAGCGCUGGCGAGAGCCUGGCAGAGCAUGAGAAAAGGAGGAAGACACUGCUCUCUCGCCCAGUAACCCAAAAGCCACAGCUAGGAGGAGGCAGAAGAGAGGGCUGCAAACCCCUCCAGCCAGAGCGCUGACACUCUUUUGCCCUAACCCUUAUCUGAGCAUGUGAACCUGAACACCUGAAGAGAAAAUGUAACAACAACAACAAAAGGGCAUGAGGGCAGAGGGAGGGAUGGCAGGCGAAUAUGAAACUGUAUUGUAGUAAUACAAAAGCCCAAAUAAACUAAAGGUGAAAAAGCCCUAAAAAUAGUUACACACUAGUAUUUUGCUAGCAAUCUGACUGCAUUGAUAUCACUAUUAACGUUAUACUACCAAUGUUUGUAAAUGUGUAUUGUACUGAAAUAAACAUUUCAAGAAUGUA
Podarcis muralis (Common wall lizard) is the source of this 4829-nucleotide messenger RNA. The record is from RefSeq and is a predicted model, not a curated record. NCBI's taxonomy places the organism in Eukaryota, Metazoa, Chordata, Lepidosauria, Squamata, Lacertidae.